Molecule: messenger RNA, 1135 nt
Organism: Lepidothrix coronata (blue-crowned manakin)
Lineage: Eukaryota; Metazoa; Chordata; Aves; Passeriformes; Pipridae
Gene: WBP1
Product: WW domain binding protein 1
Exons: 4
Coding region: 1-948 (315 amino acids)
Molecular function (GO): WW domain binding
Source: RefSeq, a predicted model, not a curated record
AUGGAGCGGCCCGGGAGCGCCGAGGGGGCCUGGGCCGCGCUGCUGGGCCGGCAGCACCCGCAGGCCCGGGAGUUCUGCCCGGGGGUGAACAACCGGCCCUACGUGUGCGAGACCGGGCACUGCUGCGGGGAGAGCGGCUGCUGCACCUACUACUACGAGCUGUGGUGGUUCUGGCUGCUCUGGACCAUCCUGAUCCUGCUGAGCUGCUGCUGCGCGUUCCGGCACCGCCGGGCCAAGCUCCGCCUGCAGCAGCAGCAGCGGCAGCGCGAGAUCAACCUCAUCGCCUACCACGGUGCCUGCCAGUACCCCCCCUCCGCGGGGGACCUCCGGCUGUUGGCCUCCUUCAAGCUCCCUGCGUACGAGGAGGUGGCCCAGCGCCCCGGGACGCCGCCGCCGCCCUACAGCCCCGGGAGCCCCUCGCUGUCCCCCGGCUCCUCCGGGGGCUGCAGCUCCUGCUCCUGCGGCUGCUCCUGCGCCUCCUCCCCCAGCAGCUCCUCGCUGUCGGCGCCGGGCACCGACGAGACGGACCCGGAGCCGGGGCCGGGCCCGGGGGGCAGCACCGCCGGCGGCUCCAGCAGCACCGGCGCCAGCUGGGAGCUGCCCCUGCCAGAGGAGCCGCCGGCCUGUGGGGGCCCCUCCAAACGCGGCCCCCUGGACUUCCCCGAGGCCGAGGCCGGCCCCUGCUCCUACACCGAGGGGGGUGAAGAGGGGGUGGGCGGUGCGGCCCGGGGGGAAGGCGGCCCUGGGCGGCACCGGCGGCUCACGGGGGACUCGGGCAUCGAGGUGGGGCGGGGCCUGGAGGAGGAGGAGGGUGAGGCCGAGGGCUGCGGGGGGCCAGGGGGUGGGGGGGGCCUGGCUCACCUGCGCUGCCUGUCUGAGCCCCCCCGGGACCCCCUGCUGGGGUCUGGACUCACCACAGAGCCCCCGGGGGCCCCUCACCCCGACUGACCUCCACGGUGACCCCACUCAUGGUGUGGCCCUGCCGGAGCCCCCUCCCCUCCAAACUGCUUCUGGGCCCCCCACCCACCGUGCCCUUGGUGCUGCUGCCUGGGGGGGCCCCAUCGCCGCGGGGGGCCCAGGCAGUGGGGGUGGGUGGUCCUGGUGCGUUCUCUCACCAUUAAAGAGACGUGGAGGU